AAAGUUCUAUCAUUCAUUUUCGAUGUUUUAUUUAUCAAUUAAGCAAAAAGGCAAGAGAAGGGUAAAUACAAACCUAAAACCCUUGGCCCUGUCGUUUCAUAAAACCUAGUGGCUGAAAAGCUCAAGGUUUUUCCAUGGCGCUCAUGGCUCUUCGUCUUCGCAGCGCAGUUACAUUGGCAAGGGAACUUUCUACAUAUUCAUAUUUAUCCCUUUCUUCUUCAGCUGCCGUAAUUAAAAACUCCCCUGCCACUCCCAUCCCAACGGGCUAUAGCCACUUAUGCGGCUUUAAUCAUCAAUCUUUACUGGCCUCACGAUGGACGGUUUCACGUUGCAGGGUUUCAAACUCGGGAUCAGUGUAUUCUCCCUUAGAUUCUAAUAAUUCUGGUGAGCGACCCACCCUGUUCCCAGGAUGCGAUUAUAACCAUUGGCUCGUUACAAUGGAGUGGCCUGAUCCGCAGCCUACUCGCGAGGAGAAGAUCGAUUGCUUUGUAAAGACUCUUGCUAAUGUUGUUGGAAGUGAAGAAGAGGCAAAAAAAAGAAUAUAUGCAUUAUCCACAACCACUUACCAAGGAUUCAUGUGUGAAAUUUCAGAGGACCUUUCGGAGAAGAUCAAGAAGGAACCUGGGGUUGAAUGGGUGCUGCCUGAUUCUUAUGGUGAUCCCAUAAACAAGACCUAUGGCGUUGGGGAUAAGUACAUCAAUGGAGUAAUUAUACCAGAUACAAAAACCUAUAACAAUAGGUCAACUGGAAGGGACAGGCCCCGAAAUCGAAGAAGAGAUUCAAUGCCUUUGGAAAGGAGAGAUGUGCAAAUUAACAGGAACCCUCUCCCUUCAGUUGGUGCUAAAGAUACCACAGCGGAGAUUUCUAUGAAGGGUGACGGACAAGAUCAGAGGUCAGCUGUUGAUGGAAGAAGCCCCUUGACCAGUAACCAACAAGAUCAUGGGCUGCCACCAAUGGAUGGAAGAGGGCAAGAUUACAGGACACCAACAAUGGAUGGAAGAGGAUUAGAUUACAGGCCACCUCCAAUUGAUGGAAGAGGACAGGAUUACAGGUCACCACCAAUGGAUGGAAGAGGACAAGAUUACAGGCCACCACCAAUGGAUGGAAGAGGACAAGAUUAUAGGUCACCACCAAUGGAUGGAAGAGGACAAGAUUAUAGACCACCACCAAUGGAUGGAACAGGACAAGGUUACAUGUCAAUGCCGAUGAAUGGAAGAGGACAAGAUUACAGGUCACCACCAAUUGAAGGAAGAGGGCAAGAUUAUUACAGGCCACCACAAAUGGAAGGACGGGGGGACAAUUACAGGCCCGCACCAGUGGAAGGAAGAGGUCAAGAUUAUUAUAGGCCACAGCCAGGAGAUGGUAGAGGGGCAGAUUACUACAGGCCACCACCAAUGGAUGGGGCAGGGCAAGAUUACAGACCAGCACCAAUGGAUGGAAGAUGGCAAGAUUACAGACCACCACCAAUGGACGGAAGAGGUCAAGAUUACAGACCACUACCAAUGGAUGGAAGAGGACAAAAUUACAGACCACCACCAAUGGAUGGAAGAGGGCAAGAUUACAGACCACCGCCAAUGGAUGGAAGAGGGCAAGAUUACAGGUCACCACAGAUGGAUGGAGGAAGAGUGCAAGGUUAUUACAAUCAGCCACCAAUAGCCAGUGGACAAGGGCAAGACUAUUAUAGACCGCCACCAAUGGAUGGAGGAAGUGGACAAGAUUAUAGGCCAUCAGCAGUAGAUGGAAGAGGACAAGAUUACAGGGCAUCCACGGAUAGAAGAGACCCAGUCCUGUCAGGUGGCCGGCAAGACUACAGGUCACCUAUGGAUGGAAGAGGGCCAAAUAUGCAGGGAGACCAGCAAGGCAACAGGUCACCUGUGGACAAUAGAGGUCCAAUUCCAGGAGAGCAUAGAGAUUAUGUGCCUCCCAGAGAAGCAAUGCAGGGACAGCAAAGCAACCAGCAAGGCAUCAGGUCACCUGUGGAUAAUAGAGGUCCAAUUCCAGGAGAGCAUAGAGAUUAUGUGCCUCCCAGAGAAGCAAUGCAGGGACAGCAAAGCAAUUUGAUGGGGGCACAAGGAAGUGCUCCAGUGGAGAGGAGUGAAGUGGAACCUUUCCCAUGGCCAAUAGAAGGAACAAACUGAGUUGUUAUGUCUUAAUCAAAGAGAACAAUCAAGGGGAAGGCUGAGGCAAAUAGAAGGCUGGUCGUGCAGGUUGAUCAAAAAUACUCUAGAGGUUGAGGCAAGUGGAAUACAAUUAAUAUAGCCAGAUUUUUUCUUCCCUUGUGAUGUUUCAUUCCAUUCGCUCACUUUGUUUGUUAGAGAAUUUUGUAAUAGAUUUAUUAGCUUUUGAGCAGUAGGAGGUUGGUUUACAAUUUAUGCAUGCAACCUGAAUGGUUUGCAGCAGAAUAGUCAGCCUUAGGGUUUAGUCAUUAAUGGUACAGUGACAUGACAUCAAACCCUGUAACAAAUGUCUUAUAAAUCUUGUGGACUUGCUGACAUGUGGUGGUACAUAAAAUAUCGUUUUUUUUGAGUAUGGUGGAACAUGAUGGUACAAGUCUGUAGGCCUUUUAGCUAUUUUACAUUAAUGGGCCACGUUUAGUUAUUCUUCCUCUUGGUAUACUGAUUACAUCAAAUAGGCAAUCUUUUUGGACUUCUGAGAUCA
Messenger RNA from Cryptomeria japonica (Japanese cedar), 2658 nucleotides. Its product is annotated as multiple organellar RNA editing factor 8, chloroplastic/mitochondrial. Gene Ontology annotation, biological process: cytidine to uridine editing; mitochondrial mRNA modification. Bases 135 to 2138 code for a protein of 667 amino acids. The transcript is spliced from 5 exons. The record is from RefSeq and is a predicted model, not a curated record. Gene Ontology annotation, cellular component: mitochondrion. NCBI's taxonomy places the organism in Eukaryota, Viridiplantae, Streptophyta, Pinopsida, Cupressales, Cupressaceae.